Molecule: messenger RNA, 982 nt
Organism: Ceraceosorus bombacis
Lineage: Eukaryota; Fungi; Basidiomycota; Exobasidiomycetes; Ceraceosorales; Ceraceosoraceae
Source: the annotation of a GenBank genome assembly
AUGGCGGACGAUCCUUACGAUCCCUUGAAUCCAGCAUUUGGCCUCGGUCAGCUCAGUCAACAUCGCCAUCGCAAUCGCGACUACAACCAGCCGCCACAAGGCAGUGCUCCUUCUCUCCCACGCGACUUGCCUGUACCUCCUGCAAAUGCCCCGCGCUUCUUCCCAAAGAUGCGCGUAUCGCCAACCGCUCGCCACCCAUCACCACCUGCUACUUCUUCACACCUUUCAAUUGAGCCAUCACACUUCUCAUCUGUGACUGCGACCCGGCCAGCACUCUACAACUUCGAGACCAGCGUUGAGGCCCCACACAGCUCUGCAAGCACCAUUCCCGAUCCAGAGUUGGCCAUGGGCGAGGGUCAACCUCGCAAACGAUUGAGAUUCGCAGAUGAUGAUGAUGAUGCUGCUCCAGCGCUCCGACACUUUCGCAGGUAUUCAGAUAACCCUGUCAUCCUCGAGACAUCGCUAAAGUCGCCUCCUGAGUCCAGCGGACCAGCUGGUGUAGCGCUUACCUCGCCCUCGCCCAAACGCAGCGAGGCUAGCGUCGGCGUCACGCACCCGCAUUCCACGGCGUCCCUUUCUUACGAAGAGCCUAGCAUCGCUGCCACCAACCGUUCAGUCGGAGAGCAGACUAUACCGGCUGAAAAGAGCAAGCAGCUGCCUUCAAGCUCAAGUGCUGGCAAUCCUGCUGAGCCCAGGGCUCUUACUUCUCCACGACUGGCCCCGCCCGAAAGCGGAGGUACGCAGCCAAUUCGCAGAGAAAGCAUGGCAAGCAAUCAAAAUGCGACGUCUAAGGCUGACGGAGGAAAGACGACAAUUGGAGUCAAGCUUGCUCCAACACCAAGUCUACGUGCGUCUCAGCCAAGCUCAAGCGCCUCCGUGCCUCCACGGAGCUUGGGCGAGCAAAGCAAGGCUACGAUCAGGGCGCCACCCCGACUCGAUCUGAAUCGGACAAAAGGCCAAUGUAGCCUCGGCAUCAGUCUAA